Messenger RNA from Macrosteles quadrilineatus (aster leafhopper), 1041 nucleotides. It is a transcript of the gene Roe1, whose product is annotated as grpE protein homolog 1, mitochondrial. The transcript is spliced from 6 exons. Gene Ontology annotation, biological process: protein folding; protein import into mitochondrial matrix. NCBI's taxonomy places the organism in Eukaryota, Metazoa, Arthropoda, Insecta, Hemiptera, Cicadellidae. The record is from RefSeq and is a predicted model, not a curated record. Gene Ontology annotation, cellular component: PAM complex, Tim23 associated import motor. Gene Ontology annotation, molecular function: protein-folding chaperone binding; protein homodimerization activity; adenyl-nucleotide exchange factor activity. Bases 278 to 961 code for a protein of 227 amino acids.
AUAACAGGAUUGAGUGAGAGUGAGAGAGGAUGAUGGAAUGAAUGGAUAAAAUUGUUGAUACUGAAGUUGAUAGGAAAACUUUAUUCUGAUCCAUUUUUAAUCUAAUUGCUAUUUUUUGGUUGUCAAACUGAAAGAGUUGAAUUUAAAAAUCAAAUGUCUGUAUUUCACAAGCCUACUAGUUUCGUAUAGUAAAUUUGUUGGAUUAGUAAAUUUUACAAGUCAUAUUUUCAUAACCUUACUAAAUUGCUGUAACUGAUAAAGACAUAACCUAUAAAAAAUGAGUUCAUCGCAAGUUUGUUAUAAGUUUGGUCGAUUAAUUUUUGGCAACUCAAGAAAUUUGCAAGGGAGAAUAAGAAUUUUCGGCUCUGCUAAUGGCCGAAGAUUACUGACGACUGCUCCUGAAGAAAAGACUUCAGCUGAGAAAGAAGAGAGUAAGAAGAGUGACUUAAAUGAAGCUGGAUUAAAGAUGGAAGAGCUUCUAAAACAAGUUGAAACUUUAACUGAUGAUAAGAAGAGUCUUGAGGACAAAUACAAAAGGGCUUUGGCAGAUGCAGAAAAUACCCGAAGAAUAAAAAUGACAGAAGUUGAGAAAGCCAAAAACUUUGCUAUUCAAGGAUUUUGCAAGGAUUUGAUUGAGGUUGCUGAUACAUUGAAUAAAGCAACAGAAUGUGUGCCAAAGGAAGAAAUCUCUGAAGAAAAAAACCCACAUCUGAAAAAUCUUUAUGAUGGUCUUGUGCUAACAGAAAAUAUUUUGCAAAAGGUGUUUCAAAAACAUGGUUUAGCACAGUGUAAUCCUAUGAAUGAACCAUUUGAUCCCAACUUUCACGAGGCUCUGUUUCAACAGGAAGUGGAAGGUAAACCUCCCAACUUAGUGGUGGUGGUGUCCAAGAUCGGUUACACACUCAAUGGUCGCUGUAUUAGGCCAGCACUAGUAGCUGUCUCCAAAGAGAAGAGUGCAUAACUUGUCUUUGGAACAAAAGAUAAUCUGUGGUUAUGUUACAGUUAAUUGUAAAAUAUAGUGGUGAAAUUUUUUUUGUUACA